Molecule: messenger RNA, 411 nt
Organism: Porites lobata
Lineage: Eukaryota; Metazoa; Cnidaria; Anthozoa; Scleractinia; Poritidae
Source: the annotation of a GenBank genome assembly
AUGCUCCUUGAGAAAUUUGAUGGGCCAUCGAGUUUUCCACAACCAAUGCACUUGUGUUGUGAUAACUGUGCAGCUGAGUGCAAGUGUAGUUCAUUAGACUGUGGAAAACUGACAACCUUUCCUGGGAUCAGUAAUGAAGGAAAAGAGGAUACCCCAACAAGGAAAAGACAAAGCACAACACAACAAAGGGACAUCCUUUAUGAAAAGCUUCAUGCUUAUCACAAGGUACUGGUUUAUGAAUUGAUAAACAAGUCUGAAAGUGGUCAACUGAAAACCCUUACAAAUCCCCAGUUUCUUUUGGGAUUUACUGAACUUCAGAUUUCCCAAGUUAUGGACAAUGCAGAGAAGAUUUUUAGCAUUGAUGAUGUAUAUUUUUUUUGUAGAAAUAUGGAAUUUGAAGCAUGCACAUAA